Nematostella vectensis (starlet sea anemone) is the source of this 2743-nucleotide messenger RNA. RefSeq lists its product as uncharacterized. Gene Ontology annotation, cellular component: cytoplasm. The record is from RefSeq and is a predicted model, not a curated record. Bases 101 to 1273 code for a protein of 390 amino acids. Gene Ontology annotation, molecular function: protein binding. The transcript has 3 exons. Lineage: Eukaryota; Metazoa; Cnidaria; Anthozoa; Actiniaria; Edwardsiidae.
UAGCAAACGAAACUUUUUACCCAUACUUGGGUUUCCCGUGUGACAAGGAACGCCUGGUACAUAGGCUAAAAUCACAAGACGAAAGUCAACACAUAUCAGUAUGAAAUUACAAAGUUUAUUAGAAUUAGCAUCCAAAAAAGCCAUCAACGAUCACCGCAGCCUCAAAAUAGACCUCACAUCUCUACCACGGACGAUACUUAACUCGCUGUUGUUUGCCUCCGUUCAGCAAGAUCGGGUAUUAACGCUAGAAACCCUCGUCACAAGAUGGCCGCUGAGGGAGCUCGUUUUACGGAACUGUGAUGCUCUCGAUGAAAGCCACGCCGUAUUGCUUGCUGGGUAUUUACAGAAAAGUGGUCAUGAGAUUCGUGUGGUGGACAUCACGGGAUGUGAUAUUGGUACCAGAGGAACGUCUGCCUUUUGCAGUAUGACUCAGCAUCGCAUAUUGCAGACCCAAAAGCCCUCUACUCCUGACGAGGCUCCCUGCUACAGAACAUCGUCAUUAACUGUGUUUUUAGACUGCAUAGCGAAUCAGGAUAAUUAUUUUUUGGUGAAAGAAGCAUUAGUGGAUCAUACAUCGGUUGAUAUCAAGGUUCACAAGCUGAGCAUAUCAGAGCUUCACCGUUCAAAAUUGUGCUCAUUGGUUUCUUUACUAGAGGCUGAUGUGAUCAAUACGUUACACUGUCCAUUCAACUCCCUGGAACAAGAGGGUGUCGUCACAUUAUGCCGCAGUCUUAUAACUUUCACCAACCUCACAGACCUCAAUCUUGCUUACAACUUGAUCAAACACAGGGACUUUGAAGCCAUAGAUGGACUUGCUUCUACCUUCAGUAUAUUAACAAAUCUUAAGAAACUUGAUUUAUCAGAAAACCAGCUUGGGAGUGGUGUUUGCCAAGUUCUGCAAAGUCUCAAAGUGAAUUUAACACAUCUAAAUAUUGGUGGGUGUGGUAUACGUGAGUCUGAGCUUGAUGCCUUUAUGGGCAUAGACUCAUUGUGUCACUUAGAGGUCUUGGAUCUGUCACGCAACGGGAUGUCUUAUGCAGUGAAAGCUAUGUGUAGGUUUAUCUGCAAGUCUGCAACAAGCCUACGAUUUUUGCUGAUAGAAGAUAAUAUAUUCACAGCAGAGCAUGUUCCAAGACUGUGUCGGAUGCUUAAGAAAUUGUCAUCAUUGGAGACUUUAUUUAUUUGCUAUAACCACCUUAUACCCGAUGAUAUUAAGAUAAUACGCGAAGCAAUACCGAGCGUAGACGUCAUCAAUAGAGAUUACCUUUUCUAGUAAUAGAUUAGGCAGCAGAUUAACUUUCUCAUUUUAAAAACCUGUGAAUGGUUUUCACUAAGCUAACAGAGGACCUUUAUUCUAAUAGCUCUGUAUUAUCAGUUAUGUCUUUGCAUUCUGCUUGAAGGGUAACUGAAGAAUAAGGAAGUUCCAAUGACUCCAUUUAUUACAUGAUUGACACCUUUUCUUUUGUUCUUGCAAGUCCUUUAUUUCACUAAAACACAUAUGAAUAAUUUACAAUCUUAAAAAAUGGGAAGGGCUUGAUGUAUCAGCAGAGAAAAAGUGGGGUUUAAUAUGAACUUGUUAAAUAUGAAUGAGGUUAAUAACUAGAAUACUAAUAAGGAGGAGUAGGUUAAAAACUAGAUAACCGUGAAUACUAAUAAAGGACCAUCAUUUUAAACUGAGUAGAAAUGAGCGAAAAACUUUUUGCCACUGAUAUGAUAACAAGAACAAUUGAACAUUAACAACGCAUCGAUUUAAUUGUCAAGAAAGCAAAAUUUGUAUUUGUAACCUUUGAAAUUCAACAAUAAGUUCAGCCAAAUUUAUAUGUGCAAUUUUGGAAAAUAUUAUUCCACCAGCAAAGUUAGGCUGUGGGGUGGCUAUCUGAGGCGUCUACUCCUUUUGCUUGUUUAUUGUCAUCAACAUUACAGUUCUUGAAAAUAGACAUUUGGCGUUUUAAAAAUAAAUCGCUCUUCUUCGCUUGUCAGUGAGCUUUAUUCUCACAGUGUGCUAACACUGAAACUCUGAGUUACCAUAAAUGACCUAAUAAACGCCCCCUAUCUAAAGAACGCCUCUGAUCUAAUGAACGUCCCUCCCCCUAAGCUUACAAGUUUGUAAUAAACCCCCUAUUUAAUAACCCCCCUCUAUUAAACGCCCCCCUCCCCUCCCCGCUUUCUUCCCUGCCAGCUUAAAAACAAACAACACAGACCCACUUUUUGGCCGGAAAUAUAAAUGGCAAUUAAAUGCUUAACACUGGUAAGCAAGUAGCGUCUUGUUCAAUGUCAAGUCCAAAAUGAGGGUACUGCUCUCUAGUGUUCCUGAUCUCAUUGCUUAGGAUGUCUGCAAUUUUCUUUCGUUUUGUCCUCGCAUUGUAGCAUCCAGGAAUAACAAGGCCUACUUCUCGUUUCCGUGUCAUAGUUUGUAAAGAACGCCCCUUUCUAAUAAACUCCUCCUAUCUAAUGAAUGCCCCCCUCGAACCAUCGAAAUUUAAUAAAUGCCCUGGGAGUUUAUUAGGUCAUUAAGGCUACGAAAAUUUUGCAAUUCAACUCCAACUUUGGGGAUUGAGUCCAAGCAUGGAGCAGCCCUGCUCUGUCUAAAAGUUAAUUUUAAUUGUGUACAGUAUUGAUCUGAGUUUUUCAAAUUUGUGCAAUCAACCACCAACUCUCCUGGGUUUUCUUGCAGGUCAAUAAUAACCUAAACCUUGUUUGAUUUUUCGACAAAAAUAAACUAUUAUUGAGUUUUGUCUCUUUC